AGCUGCAAUAACUAAGUGGCAACGCCUGUCACAGCCGACAACUUCAAACACGUGCAACGCUGGUGGCGGCGUGUUCUGUUUUGAGUUUCUCUUGAAUUGUAUUUGAAUUGAUUUGUAUAAGAAAACACACACAAAAUGGGCAAGAAAAGUAAAGUUGGAAAGACGCGCAAGGAUAAGUUCUACCAGUUGGCCAAGGAGACGGGCUUUCGAUCGCGUGCCGCCUUCAAAUUGAUCCAGCUGAAUCGCAAGUUUGGUUUCCUGCAACAGUCGCAAGUAUGCAUCGAUUUGUGUGCCGCUCCCGGCGGUUGGAUGCAGGUGGCCAAACAGAAUAUGCCCGUAUCGAGUAUUGUGGUGGGCGUGGAUCUGUUUCCCAUACGCCCCAUCGCGGGCUGCAUUGGCCUCGUCGAGGACAUCACAACGGAGAAGUGCCGUCAAUCUUUGACCAAGGAAUUGCAAUCGUGGAAAGCCGACGUUGUGCUGCACGAUGGUGCUCCGAACGUGGGCAGGAAUUGGCUCUAUGAUGCCUAUCAACAGAUUUGCUUGACAUUGAAUGCUCUUAAGUUGGGCACACAGUUCCUGCGCAGCGGCGGUUGGUUUGUCACCAAAGUGUUUCGCUCCAAGGAUUACAAUGCGCUGCUCUGGGUGUUGAAGCAGCUGUUCAAGAAGGUGCAUGCCACCAAGCCCAGUGCCUCCCGUAAGGAAUCCGCUGAGAUCUUUGUCGUUUGUCAGGGUUAUUUGGCGCCCGAUCGCAUCGAUCCACGUUUAUUGGAUGCCAAGUAUGUGUUCGAGGAACUGGAUCUGGAGGGCAAGCAGAAGAACAGUCUGCUGCAUCCGGAGAAGCAGAAGCGGAUUAAGGCCGAGGGUUACACCGAGGCGGACAUUGCACUGCGCAAUGAUCUGGCUGCCUCCGAAUUUAUGCAGUCGGAGAAUGCUUUGGCGGCACUGCAGGGCAUAGGAUCCAUUCGCAUUGACGAUCCACGUAUUGCACAGCACAAGAAGACCACCACGGAGAUACUGGAGUGCUGCAAGGAUCUCAAGGUGCUGGGACGCAAGGAUAUCAAGGGUUUAAUGCUCUGGUGGAAGCACAUCAAGGAGGAUCUAUACAAAACCGAAAAGGAGGGAGUCAUCGAGGAUGCCGAGGAUGCUGAACAGACAGCACCCAAGCCACUGACCCAAGAACAGGUCGAGGAUAUGGAAGAUGCCGAGUUGCAGCAACAAAUUGAAUCCCUGGUCGAGGAGGAGCAAAAGGACAUGAAGCGUAAACGCAAAAAGACGCUUAAAUCCAAGGCCAAACUGCAUGAGAAGAUGAAUCUGAACAUGGUCAUCAAGGGCGACGAUGGUCCCGUCGAGGAGACCGAACACGAGAUCUUUGAUCUCAAGGAUAUCAACAGUGCCACCGAAUUGAAUGAUAUGCUCGACGUGGAACCCGAUUUCGAUGUGGAGGGCGAACCCGAGGAGCGUCCCAAGCUGCCCAAGUACAAGAAAUACGACAAGGAUGACAAGCGCAUGGAUGACGAUGCCAACUAUGAGAACGAUGAUGAGCCCGAUGUGAGUGCCGAGGAAGAUAGCGAAAGCGACUACGAGGAACAAGGAUUGGGACUCAGUGACAACGAGGAUAACGAUACCAAAAGCAACAACAAGAAGAAAAAGAAACGCGGUGAACAUCCUCUCAUCAAAUCUGGUGAUUUUCGUGACAAGGACACAAAGCGUCAACAACGUGUCCAGCUCUGGUAUGAAAAGGAUAAUCUACAGAACCUGGACAACGAUGGCGAUGACGAUGAGGAGAACUAUGAUCUGGACAAUCUGGCCAAGGCCUACAAAGCCAAAGGUGUCGCCAUCCUCGGCGAGAAUCGUCCAGCCGAAGAUGCCGGCACCUUGGCUCUGGGCAAGAAGGCCAAACGUCGUGCUCGUCACGAUGCCCAGAAGGAGGCGGAGGACAGCAGCUCCGAGUCAUCCGACUCCGAGGAGGAGGUCGAUGAGAAUGGGAAUGGGAAUGGCGUUGACAAUGUGACGGGAGAUAUAACCAAAGCACCCAAGGCGAAGAAGGUGCGGCUGAGCGAGGAGGAACUGGCGCUGGGAGCACUCCUGGUGCGUGGCAAGAAAACGCGUCGUGAUCUGAUUGAUGCUGCCUGGAAUCGUUAUGCAUUCAACGAUGACAAUUUGCCCGUCUGGUUUGUGCAGGAUGAGCAGGAGCAUAUGACGAAGCCAUCGCCGGUGCCCAAGGAGCUAACGGAGGAGUAUCAACGCAAGGUGCAGGAACUGAAUGUGCGUCCCAUCAAGAAGGUCAUGGAGGCCAAGGCACGCAAGAAGCGUCGUGCCACAAAGCGUCUGGCCAAGGCCAAGAAAAUGGCCGAAAAGAUCAUGGAGAAUGCCGAUGCCACGUCUCAGGAGAAGGCCAAACAGUUGAAGAAGAUCUACAAGAAGGCGCAGGAGAAGAAGAAGGAGAUCACCUAUGUGGUGGCCAAGAAGCAUACGGCAUCACGUCGUGCCCGACGUCCAGCUGGCGUCAAGGGACGCUAUCAAGUCGUCGAUCCGCGUGAGAAGAAGGACAAACGCGCUGUUGUGGCCAAAAAGCGACGUGAGAAGGGCAGCAAGGGGGGUAAAGGUGGCAAGGGCAGAGCUGGCAAGGGGGGUAAGGGUGGCAAGCGCUAAUUAGACCCAUAAAUACACCCUACAUACAUACAUUCACUAUGUAUAGCCUUUAGUCUCCUUAUGUAAAUGAUAAUGUAUAGAAUAAAUAUAAAUCUAGUGCAUAACAAGA
Drosophila innubila is the source of this 2761-nucleotide messenger RNA. RefSeq names its product pre-rRNA 2'-O-ribose RNA methyltransferase FTSJ3. Lineage: Eukaryota; Metazoa; Arthropoda; Insecta; Diptera; Drosophilidae. Gene Ontology annotation, biological process: rRNA methylation; maturation of LSU-rRNA from tricistronic rRNA transcript (SSU-rRNA, 5.8S rRNA, LSU-rRNA); maturation of 5.8S rRNA from tricistronic rRNA transcript (SSU-rRNA, 5.8S rRNA, LSU-rRNA). Gene Ontology annotation, molecular function: rRNA (uridine-2'-O-ribose)-methyltransferase activity; rRNA (guanine) methyltransferase activity. The transcript has 2 exons. The record is from RefSeq and is a predicted model, not a curated record. Gene Ontology annotation, cellular component: nucleolus; preribosome, large subunit precursor; nucleus. The coding region runs from base 136 to 2652 and encodes 838 amino acids.